GCUACCCGUUGCUAUAAAACCCUUGUUUGCGAGGAUUCCGCAGUCCCGUAGCCAGGAGAUAAGAGAUUCUAGAACUCAAGGCCGGGAGGGGGGGAGGGGCAGGGGAGCAUUUUCCUAGCAAGUCGCACUCGCUCCUCCGGCUUCUUCUCCACCCCGGCUUUGAGGGCUGUGACUCCAGCGCUGGAGGCUGGAGAAAUUUGGGAACAUCACUUAGGGUGGAGCCUGGGACCUAAUUCUCCUACCACUAGGGGCAAGCAAGUAGCAGCCUCGCCCUAGGCCGCCCUUCGUCCUCUCUAGCCAUCAUCUCUUAGUCCGGGCCUGCUGGAACCAAUGAGGCCGGAGCGAGGCGGGGCGGGGAAGAAAGCAAUGUGGACUGUACUAAAUACCCUGGCCUCGGGCACGCAGAGACUCGGGAGGACGGAACCUUUUCCCCUUAUAUCUGUCUGGAGGGAGUCACACCCUCCUCGUAAAGAAAAGGAAAGGAAAUAUAUUUUUCUAGGCCUCCUACUCUUUGGACCUCUCCUUCCUUUGCUCGGCGUCGAUACUUUGCCCCCUCUCCUCCCUCGGUACUUUGAAGUAUGAGCGCAGAAGAGUAGGCUCUCGGAAGCUGAGCACCACUGGAGCAGGAGGGACCACAGCUGGAGGCUGUAGCGCCUCCGGAGCGGGCGGAGACGAGGGUCUGCCCAUAGGAAGGGCUGGGUGUGCGAGCUCCCUGUGCCCCGCGCACAUCAGGGGCUGCUUAUGCCCCCGCCAGCAGUGAGCUUUGGUAUCUGGGACCAGGCAGGGACUGUGGGGUCUUGCGCGCAGUUGGUGCGGCCGGUGUGCCGGGCCGGAGUGUGACGCCGCGCGGCGGGGCCGAGACAGAGCUGGCACUUCCGGAUCCGACCCGGGGCAGUAAGGGCACCGCCACGAUGCCAAGCGAAAAUAUCUUCCUCUUUGUGCCUAACCUAAUUGGUUAUGCCCGGAUUGUCUUCGCCAUCAUUUCCUUCUACUUCAUGCCCUGCUGCCCUCUCACGGCCUCCUCUUUCUACCUGCUCAGUGGACUUCUGGACGCUUUCGAUGGACAUGCUGCUCGAAUCCUUAAUCAAGGGACUCGGUUUGGGGCCAUGCUGGACAUGUUGACAGACCGCUGCUCCACCAUGUGUCUGCUGGUCAACCUGGCGCUGCUGUACCCUCGCGCCACCCUCCUCUUCCAGCUCAGCAUGAGCCUGGAUGUGGCCAGCCACUGGCUGCACCUCCACAGUUCUGUGGUCCGAGGCAGUGAAAGUCACAAGACGAUCGACCUGUCUGGAAAUCCAGUGCUUCGCAUCUACUAUACCUCCAGACCUGCCCUGUUCACCAUGUGUGCUGGAAAUGAGCUCUUCUACUGCCUCCUCUACCUGUUCAGUUUCUCCGAGGGACCUUUAGUUGGCUCUGUGGGUCUUUUCCGAAUGGGACUGUGGAUCACCGCCCCUGUUGCCUUGCUCAAGUCCCUCAUCAGUGUCAUCCACCUGGUCACAGCCGCCCGCAACUUGGCUGCCCUGGAUGCAGCAGAUCGUGCAAAGAAGAAGUGACCCUAGAACUUCCCACCUCUGGCUACCCACCUGCCCUGGAGUCUCACUGUGCCGCGCAGCUCCCCUUUCCCUCCUAGGAGGUCCAGGCUUGUGUCUUCCUAACAUGUUGUCCAACCCGUUGGGAAGGGGGUCAGCCUCUUUAGUGAUGCCAUGUUCUCCAUAAUCCUGAAGACCAGUUCUACCCGUGGACUCCAAAUCAGGAAGGAUGCUCAGGAGCUCCCACCCACAUGGGCAAUGCUUCAAGGGGCACCAAGAGGCUUGCCUGAGGACUGGGCAUUUUCAGACCUGCUGGCUUGGCCUUGGGGUCUGGCUCAGCCUGAGACUUGAGGGACACUUGCAUGAGGGAGAUGGGGUAAGGACCAGGUUUCCCAAAAGGCAGGGAAUGAGACCUCUGCCUUUGGCCAGAGAUAAGCCAGGGGGUCCUGUGGCUGGGAGACAAGGAGGCAUCUGGAUUCUUCUCCAUUACAGUGUCCUCUUUCUAAUCUAUCCUAGCUCUGAAAGCCUGAAUAAUAAAGGUAGGGGCUUCACUGUCCUGGACUUGCUUUCCUUUGAAAUAGCCUUGGACCGGGGCUGGGUUGAGCUUGGUGAGGAAGGAAGGUCCACCUGGCUGCUUUUCCCUCAGUUGUUUACUGGCUAGCUCCUCUUCUUCAUUGCACAGAGACCUCAGAGGGAGGCUCUCCCUGCCACCCAAGACAUGCCAUGUCCUCUUGCCUGCCUGCUUCCUUUCUUGUAUGAUGCUGUCACUAGCCGUCUGCAUUUAUGUGUAUGCCCGACAUUGUCUACCCCUGCUGGAAUGUAAACUCCACGAGGGCACUGACUUUUCUUGUUCCUUCUCUGUCCCUACAAUGAAGAUUAACUUUAACCUGGGAUAUCAUAGCUGCUUAAUAAAUACUCACAGGUAGGUCA
This is a messenger RNA of Phyllostomus discolor (pale spear-nosed bat), 2459 nucleotides long. It is a transcript of the gene CDIPT, whose product is annotated as CDP-diacylglycerol--inositol 3-phosphatidyltransferase. Lineage: Eukaryota; Metazoa; Chordata; Mammalia; Chiroptera; Phyllostomidae. Gene Ontology annotation, cellular component: Golgi apparatus; membrane. Gene Ontology annotation, molecular function: CDP-diacylglycerol-inositol 3-phosphatidyltransferase activity. The coding region runs from base 912 to 1553 and encodes 213 amino acids. Gene Ontology annotation, biological process: phosphatidylinositol biosynthetic process. The transcript is spliced from 7 exons. The record is from RefSeq and is a predicted model, not a curated record.